AUGGCAGUUACAACUACACAAACAUCAUCUAUAAUAAUUGAUCCUUUAAGUCGUAUAUUAAUUCUUGUGGCUAGUUUUUUUACAAUAAUUGCUUUAACUUUAGUAAUCAUAGGUACAGCUACACAUUCAUGGUUUUAUGAUCAAGAUUCUACUGGUAUAACACUUUCGUAUAAUUUUUUUACUCAAUGUACUGGUAAUUUAUUAAAUGGAACAUCGAAUUGUAUUGAUAUGCAACGUAAUACACAAUUGGGUCUUGGUACUCAACAUGCAGCCGCACUUUUAGUUACUGGUAUUUGUCUACUUGGUAUUGGAACAUUAAUUACAAUAACUAUGAAUUGUGUUCAUUUAAGUGGUAGUUUAUCUUUUAUACCAUCAAUACUUCUUUUUCUUGCUGCACUUUUUAUAGUUGCAGCAUUUGCUGAAGGUUCACGUGUAACAACUUACAAUAGUUACAGUGCUAAUCUUGUUCAAACUGGACAUUUACUUACGAUAUUUUCAAUGGGUAUAAUUGGUUUUGCUAGUGGUCGAUCCCAUGUUCAAUAUCAUGGUGAAUUCUAA
Adineta steineri is the source of this 558-nucleotide messenger RNA. The record is from the annotation of a GenBank genome assembly. Lineage: Eukaryota; Metazoa; Rotifera; Eurotatoria; Adinetida; Adinetidae.